This is a messenger RNA of Sabethes cyaneus, 1294 nucleotides long. Its product is annotated as ubiquitin-like protein 7. Gene Ontology annotation, cellular component: cytosol. Lineage: Eukaryota; Metazoa; Arthropoda; Insecta; Diptera; Culicidae. Gene Ontology annotation, molecular function: polyubiquitin modification-dependent protein binding. Gene Ontology annotation, biological process: ubiquitin-dependent protein catabolic process. The record is from RefSeq and is a predicted model, not a curated record. The transcript is spliced from 3 exons. Bases 81 to 1229 code for a protein of 382 amino acids.
GACUUGACACUUGACUAAGUAACUUCAAAGUGGAAGGUUGAGAAGUUUUGCACUUCAAAGGGUUUGCUACAUCCAAGAAAAUGCCGUUUGUUUAUUUGGGAGUCCAUUUACCGUUUAAAUCGUACCGAAAAAUUAAAUUGGAUAAUUUUGAAAUCGACAGCAAAACAGAACAGCUCCGAUUGGAAGCUAGCAAAGCAAUUAAUGAUCUACCAGCUGAGGAUUUCGAUUUUAUUUAUUGUGGUGAUAUACUCAGCGAUGGUGAUGUGCUCAAAGAUAAAGGCGUACAAAAUGGGUCAGUGAUUCAGUUGAUUCAGAAAAAAAGAGAAUGUUCUUCAAUACCGGAGGUACACAAUUUUACCGAAGCGGAUGUGCAAGAAGCUCUCGGGAUUUGGAAAACAGUGGAUUCGUCAAAUUUUCAAAAAGUUCGCCAUCCAGAAUUUAUGAAAAAUGUACUUGAUGCUAAUCCUGAUAUACGGAAAGAUUUGUGGGCAUUAUCAAUUUUGAAAGACCCGAUACUAUUGUCUUCAAUGCAGCAACCAGAAACAAUUCGUCGUGUUGCGGAAAAACAUCAUAUACUCGUCGAAGCCUCGCGUUCGAUUGUACAGCUUCUUAACUCAAAAAUGAUAUCGAAAUCUGCAACUUUUUCACCUACAAUCGAAAGCGCAUUAGAUGAUGCUCUAUCCGAUUCAUCGUCUAGCGACGACAAUACUUCUCCAACUACAUCUACUGGCGCUCGUUCAGCACGGCGCAUCACUGCUGACCAAUUGGCUUCUGCAUUGGCUUUCGCUGGGACCUCCUAUAAUUCGCUUUCAAGUAUCUCCCAACGAGACGCUGAUAAUCGAGAAAGUACGGAUCGCACGAAUCAACCAUCUACAUCCGGUAGUAAUAACACCUCGAACCGUAUAACACCGUCGAUGUUUAUGAACGCACUAUCCGAGGUUAUCCAGUCGCAACGGCGAACAAAUGAACCAGCAGAACCGAUGGAUACGUCGCCAUCUUCGGUAGUGUCUUCUGGAGUGGUUCCUCCCACAGUAGAUAACGACAUGGGGUCGCAGACUCAGUCACAGCAUUCAACAAUGGAAGCUAGUCUCAAUCAGUAUCGCGCUGAACUGGAGCAAAUGAGAGAGAUGGGUCUCACUGAUACUGAAACGAAUAUCCAAGCGUUGAUCGUUUGCAAUGGAAAUGUGGAAGCAGCAGUCAAUCUUGUCUUCAGUGGAAUGACAAAUUGAGCUGAACGAGAAUACAUAUAUUGAACAAAAAACUAACAUUUGUACGACGAGUGAACUAUAUAGGU